Messenger RNA from Closterium sp. Naga37s-1, 1248 nucleotides. The record is from the annotation of a GenBank genome assembly. NCBI's taxonomy places the organism in Eukaryota, Viridiplantae, Streptophyta, Zygnematophyceae, Desmidiales, Closteriaceae.
AUGUGUCGGCCGCCUGAUGUAAUUCCCGGCGCGGCUCAGUCCGAGGCGGAGGAAGAACUCGACGCCAGGUGGCGGGCUCAGCAAAUUGACGAUGCCGCUGCUGCGUACGGCGGUGCUUGGAACUGGAAUCCUAUGACUGCUCCUGGCGGUUGGUUAUUUGGCGGUAACGCCGGAAUGUACGGCAUGAUGUCAGCAGACCCAUCGCAAAUGACCGCCAUGCAAACCCGCCAACCGCUUCAAGCGCAGUGGCUGCUCCCGCAGCACGCCCAACCCGCCCUCCCCAAACCGCCGCAAAUGCAACCCCCAACCGCGCACACGCCGUCCGCGCAGCAGAUGUUUUCGAUGAGCUGGCCGCCGCACGCCGCGCACGGCAUGUCGGCGCCUUCCCCGAUUUUGGCGGCGAAGGGCCCGCUGGGGUACAUGUCGCAAGGCAUGGCGCAGGGCAUGGCGCAGGGCAUGGCGCAGGGAAUCCCGUGCGGGCUGCCGCAGGAGAUGGAUUUCCACGCGGGCGACAUGGGCGCGAUGAGCACGGACGGCUUGACGGCGGAGGAGCUCGCAGACCUCGACCCGAAGAAGCAUAAGAGGAUGAUGUCGAACCGCGCGUCGGCGAAGCGGUCUCGGCAACGGAAGCAGGAGCGACUCGAGGAGCUGGAGAUCCAAAGCGCGAAACUGCGCGUCGAGAACGCGGCCGUCACGCGGCGCCUUAACGAGGCGUCAGACCACAUUCGGCAAUACCAAGAGAGCAACGACCGCCUGCAGAACGAACUCAAACGGCUACGCGACGCGCUCACCCGCGCUGGCGUCCCCGUUGCGAACAAACCGACUGACGCUGCGGCGGAUGCGGGCAUGAGCGCGGACUUCGCGCUCAAGGUUGGCCAGGCGGGGAAGCGGGAGGUGACGGAGCCGUCGGCGGAAGGCGCGGGGAACAAGCGCGCGAGACUAGUGGCUCCGACGAGUUUUGAAGAGUUGGAAGAGGAGGGCGUGCACUCGCCCAGCGCGAUCACGGGCGCGUCCGCGCUGCCGUCGCAUGCGGAGGGAGUCGCGGCGGACGCGGCUGUGGUGGCGCACGGAGCAAACGGAGCGAACGCGGGGAAUGAUGGGUUGGCGCGGGCGCGUGCGAUGGGUGCGGGGUUGACAGGUGUGAAGGAGAUGGGUGUGAAGGACGCGGAUACGUUGGCGGAUGCGGAGUUCCUGGCGGGACUCAUCGGGUGCUUCGACGAUGGCAAGCCUCUCGAGGCGCUCAUCUGA